Messenger RNA from Drosophila grimshawi, 1860 nucleotides. Its product is annotated as odorant receptor 94a-like. Gene Ontology annotation, molecular function: odorant binding; olfactory receptor activity. Bases 283 to 1860 code for a protein of 525 amino acids. The record is from RefSeq and is a predicted model, not a curated record. NCBI's taxonomy places the organism in Eukaryota, Metazoa, Arthropoda, Insecta, Diptera, Drosophilidae. Gene Ontology annotation, biological process: sensory perception of smell; detection of chemical stimulus involved in sensory perception of smell. The transcript is spliced from 7 exons. Gene Ontology annotation, cellular component: plasma membrane.
GCAAUACCAUUGGCAUUAAGUCGAAUAGUAUGUAUUCCACUAGAACGAUUCACUGCUCUUCCACAAUUUCAUUUCACAUUUUUUGAGCAUUCACUAAAGUUAGUUCACCGACAUCAUUCACAGGACCUGAUCCCGGUGGUCCUGGCGUCACAGGCGUUUCAGCUGUGUCCACAGUAUCGCCAUGUUUGAGCCAGAAUGGCGCAAGACGUAGCAUCAAAAUGGCACCCAAUGGCGCUGUGAAAAUAAUGGCCAGAACUGAAAUUAUGAGCACGUUGUUCGCCAAUGCUAAUUCACUCGCAAUACUCGCAGAACGUGCCAAAUCCAACGCAACUGGACCCAAGGCAGCCUGUAAACCAAAAAAAAAAACAAUAUGGCACAGUUUUGGUUAGGCUGCGUAUACUUGAUGUGCUGGAUGUAAACGAUGUUAUUAAACACCAGCAAUGUCCCAUAGGCGACUACUCGUCCGUCAAGCACGGCGAAAUUGAUUUCCUUGCCAAUGAGCGCAAAGGAGACUGGCUUCAAAAACUUCCACAGCAGAUCAAGACGCUUGGCUCCUCCCUCUUCCAGCCGAUGCCAGCAAUGAAGGCCAUCAUGACACAACCCAAGGCACCCGCUGAAGUAUAUCCAAUAAUUCGGCUGCCCAUCACAGCAAUGGUGCCGCCCAAGAUGUCCAAACCAAGACUAGAAUCAAACAUAAUGGAAACCCAAUCGCAACGCACACAAGGCAUCAAUUUUAUCCUGAGUGUUAUGCAAGUCUGUGGAUUGUGGCCAUGGCCAAUAAGAAACAAAAGUGAUUCGUAUCUUUUGGUGUUUCUCAAGAGAAACUUUCGCUAUUUCUUGCACUUGCCAAUAACAUUUACCUUCAUUGGACUAAUGUGGCUGGAGGCAUUGGAAUCAAACAAUUUGGAGGAGGCUGGUCAGGUACUCUAUAUGUCCAUCACCGAAAUGGCGUUGAUUAUAAAAAUACUGAAUAUCUGGAAUCGCAGCACAAAUGCCAGGCAAUUAAUGCUGCAUUUGCAGGACUCGCCCGAAUAUGAGUUGCGAUCAGAGGAAGAGGACAACUAUUGGCAGCGGGAACAGCGUUACUUCAAGUGGCUAUAUAAUGUGUAUCAACUUGUUAGUUUAGGCGUUGUCUACAGCAGUUGCGUGGGAGUGUUGUUCCUCGAGGAAUAUGUGCUGCCAUUUCCCUACUUUGUGCCAUUCGAGUGGCAAAACGAGCAUGGCUAUUAUUAUGCCUUUGGCUACAAUAUGAUCGCAAUGACUUUGACCUGCAUCGCGAAUGUAUCCCUUGACUGUAUUGGCUGCUACUUUUUGUUCCAUGUCUCCUUGCUGUAUCGCUUGCUGGGCACGCGACUAAAGGCGUUGAGUGCAGUGCAUGACGAGAUGACAUUUAAUCAGGAGCUGCGUUGCAUCUUCAAGCUGCAUGAUCGCACACGCAGAUUAACUAUCGAGUGCCAGGCGAUCGUUUCGCCAUAUAUCCUUUCGCAAAUCAUUUUGAGUGCGUUUAUUAUCUGCUUUAGCGGCUAUCGGCUGCAGCAUGUUGGCAUCAUGGCCAAUCCGGGCCAAUUUAUAUCAAUGCUGCAGUUUCUCAGUGUGAUGGUUCUGCAAAUAUUUUUGCCCUGCUACUAUGGAAAUGAGGUCACUUUCUAUGCCCAUCAGCUGACCAACAAGGUCUACAACACCAACUGGAUGCAGUGCGAGAAAAGAACGUGCAAUUUACUCAUUGCUUACAUGGAGCACCUAAAGCGUCCAGUGAAAAUUCGUGCAGGUUAUUUCUUUGAAGUUGGCCUGCCCAUCUUUGUGAAGACCAUCAAUAAUGCUUAUAGCUUUUUCGCCCUUUUGCUGAAUUUCUCCAAAUGA